Molecule: messenger RNA, 768 nt
Organism: Pseudocercospora fijiensis CIRAD86
Lineage: Eukaryota; Fungi; Ascomycota; Dothideomycetes; Mycosphaerellales; Mycosphaerellaceae
Exons: 2
Coding region: 1-768 (255 amino acids)
Source: RefSeq, a predicted model, not a curated record
AUGCGGAGGUAUACAGAGGACCUCGGGAGUGUCUGGCGUGAUGUACCGGUAACUCCAGCUCAGGUUGCCCUGCUUCAGCAUCAGAAGGACCGCAUGUCAAAGGCUCUGCAGCAGAUGGCUUCGGUCAUUUCCAAACACGAGACAGGACAAGACAAGACGCCUGCUUCUUUCGAUGUGCCCAACUUGCUGGACAAGUACGCACCUACACAUUCGAAUAAACGGGAACGUGACGCUGCAUUGGAUUACGCUGUGCAGGCUUCAAAGCGAAAUUGUAUUCAGCCUCCGCGGAGACCAUCUGCUCCCGACCUUCCCCGCCCAUCGCAUACGCGGCUUGCGACCUACGAAGGAGGCGACAAUCAUGGCCGAGCCAAGAUCAUUGACACGAAUGCACAAUUCGUUCUCGAACCAGGUCCGGCGAUGCAGCAGAAUGCCGUCGGAAACAACGCCUUUGAGUCAAUGCUUCAAUUCAUGCAGAUGAUGGGCACCUCCGGGGCGUCUUCUGCGCCGGAUCAGGCCUUGAACGAUUCCAGUCAGCUUCCAGCUCAGAACCUAGAAAGUAUUGGAGUUGGAAGCACAGCUGCACUUUCCCCAUCGUUCAUUGAUCUGGUUGACUGGGAAGCAAGCUUGGCCAACUUUCCGGACUCUAUACUUAAUUUUGGAAAUCCCUUGCCGUCUGACAACAACAACAACAACUUUGUCAACCAUGAGGAUAAUUCUACAAUUGAGUCAACGAUGGAUAACGACGAUGCUCUCAUGAGACUUCCGUGA